Manis pentadactyla (Chinese pangolin) is the source of this 2653-nucleotide messenger RNA. RefSeq names its product FKBP prolyl isomerase 1A (gene FKBP1A). Gene Ontology annotation, molecular function: peptidyl-prolyl cis-trans isomerase activity. The transcript is spliced from 5 exons. The record is from RefSeq and is a predicted model, not a curated record. Lineage: Eukaryota; Metazoa; Chordata; Mammalia; Pholidota; Manidae. The coding region runs from base 129 to 455 and encodes 108 amino acids.
GGGGCGCGCGUGCGCAGGCGUCGCGCGGAGGGACGAGGCAGAGCCGCGGAACCGCAGCCAGGUCAGUGCUGGUCCACGCCGCCCGCCCAGCGUCCGCCGCCGCCGCCGCCGCCGCCGCCGCCGCCGCCAUGGGAGUGCAGGUGGAGACCAUCUCCCCUGGAGACGGGCGCACCUUCCCGAAGCGCGGCCAGACCUGCGUGGUGCACUACACCGGGAUGCUUGAAGAUGGAAAGAAAUUUGAUUCCUCCCGGGACAGAAACAAGCCCUUUAAGUUUAUGCUAGGCAAGCAGGAAGUGAUCCGAGGCUGGGAAGAAGGGGUUGCCCAGAUGAGUGUCGGUCAGAGAGCCAAACUGACAAUAUCCCCAGACUACGCCUAUGGUGCCACCGGGCACCCAGGCAUCAUCCCACCAAAUGCCACCCUCGUCUUUGACGUGGAGCUUUUAAAACUGGAAUGACAGGAAUGGCCUCCUCCCUCAGCUCCCCAUUCUUGGGCUGUCCUCAUGGCUGCUUUGAUCAUUAGAAGGCAAUGGAAGGGUUUGUUCUGGGACUUCUAAGCCCAGUUCUUAAGAGGAUGGCCAGCUUCUACUUCCUCUUGGAUCACUAGUUCUUGGACCCAGCCUACACAUAGGGGCCACAUGGAAGAAAACUGAGACCCCCAGCCACAGUCCCAGUUGAGGACCCAGACAAGUGCCACACCAACUACCAGCUAGGUUGAGUGAGUCACCUGGGCUUUAUGCCUCUCCAGCAUUUUGCCACAGAUGCCCACAGGCCCAGUAACAUCACAGGAAUAGAGGAACCACCUCACUCAGCAAAGGAAAACCAAAAAAUCGUGAGAUUGAAUAAAUAGGUCUUGAAGUGGUUUAUUCAUGGCAAUGGAUGAUAACUUAAAUGAGGGCAAGGGGUGGAAGCAGAUCACCAGUGAGUUGGCUGCUGGGGUCAUUUAGGUCAGAGAUAAUAGAGGCCUUGACCUGAUUGGCAGAAGUGAGGGUACUAAGUGGUCAGAUUUGCGAUAUACUCUAUGAGGGUGUCUUUCAGGCUUGGCUGUGAGGAAAAGAGAAACAGACAAGCAGUGGUUCCUUGCCUGGCCCUCCUCACUCCAGACCACUCUGAAGAGAGAACUAUUUUAAACUUGUAGCUCGCUCUCUCCUGAUAGCUACCACCAUCUUUCACCAAUUGCUAAUACUGUUUUUUUUUUAAGAAAGAAAAGAAUUAAGAAAAUCUUUGAGUGGAAAAAACCUUCUUAAUCACAAAACAAAACAUCCAAGACAAUAAAGGAAAUUAUAAGUAGAUGUGACCACCUUUAAAAAAUGAAAUUUAAAAAUUCAUAAAAGAUAUCACGAACCAAAGGUGAGUCACAAAGGAAAGGAUAUAUUUGAAAAAUAUAACAAAUUUUAUGCCCUGAAUACAUAAACAAUUCCGAAGAAAAAGAAUUUAUAAAAGAUAAUAGGCUGCUCUAAGAAUUUUACAUUAUGUUGCUGUAUCUUGAUGUAUCACUCUUAAAUAUCCUUUCAUGUGGACUCUUAUCCACCAGCAGACUUGUGCAGGCAUCUUCUCAGUUCAUUCCCAUAGUGGUCUCACCCAGAAGCUGAGAGGAGAUGCCUCUGCUGUGGAGCUCACAGUGUUACUUCUGCCAUGUUUUAUUGGUUCAAACAAGUCAGAAGGCCAGCCUAGACUCAAGGGGAUGAAGAAAUAGAACAGCAAAGUCACACCACAAAGUGGUAUGGCUAAAGGGAGGUGUGAUCCACUGGGGACCAAUAUUGUAACAGUCUACAACAUGAUGUCUAAAAAUGUCUUUUUUCCACCCUCACAAUUGAUAGUUUGGCUGGGAAUAUUGUUCUAGAUUGGUAGUUAUUUUCCCUAAGAAUGAAGGCACUGUUGCAUUGUCUUGUAGCUUCCAGUGUUCCUGAGAAAGGUGAUGCCAUUUUGAUUUCUGUUCCUUUAUAUAUGAUUGCUUUUAUUCCUCUGAAAUCUUUCAGGCUCUUCUGCUUACCUAUGUGAUGAUGAAAUUUCAUAAUGUGGCCUUGUUUGGGUCUUCUUUUAUCCUCCUCUCCUUUAUUUCAUUUACUGGUUGUGCUGGGCAUUUGGAAAGUCAUUUUAACCUGGAAAUGUGUUCUUCACUUUGGGCAUUUUUCUUAGAUUCUUUCUUUGAUAGCCCUAUUUUCCACAAAUAUAUUUUCUCACAAAACAUAUUAGAAGAAUGGUGUUAUUUUACAUUUUUGCAAAUUUGUUUAAAGCCUAGCUUAGUAGAAGACAGAUAAAUUCUCUACUUCUAUAUUCCUUCUGUUGUAGUAUGUUAUUUUCAUUAAAGUAUAUGGAGAAAUUUUGAUUAGACACAUUUUAAAAGGAGCUUAUGUCUGAACAGAUAGUACAGAAACCACUAUAACUAGAAACAUAGCAACCAUCUAUUUAUGUUAGGACUUUGCUAAAUGGGAAAUACCAAGUCACUUUUUUUAAAAGAAUAUAUCCAACCUUGCACUGGUAGAAUACAAAACUGGUUUUGUUUCCCUGUAUAAAAACCACUUAGCAGUGACUGUAAAGGGGUUUAUAGGGGGGACCUGGUAUAUUCUUCAUGUAAGUGUAGAUUAAUGAUAACAAAAAAAAAAAAGAAAGAAAGAAAGAAAGAAAAGGGGGAUUACUCCCUGAUAGGAUAAAA